Molecule: messenger RNA, 1604 nt
Organism: Hippocampus zosterae (dwarf seahorse)
Lineage: Eukaryota; Metazoa; Chordata; Actinopteri; Syngnathiformes; Syngnathidae
Gene: ublcp1
Product: ubiquitin-like domain containing CTD phosphatase 1
Exons: 10
Coding region: 252-1208 (318 amino acids)
Biological process (GO): protein dephosphorylation
Cellular component (GO): nucleus
Molecular function (GO): protein serine/threonine phosphatase activity; protein binding
Source: RefSeq, a predicted model, not a curated record
UGUGUGUGUGUGUGUGUCCGAAGGUUCGUCACUUUCUCGCUGGCGUCGUCGAACGAAGCAGACUAAGCGAUCGGACGCUCCGCCGGGCGAGCUAAGUCGCAGCGGGCUCGCCCGCGGCUCACGUUAGCGGUUAGCCGCCCGCUUUGCUCGCCGGCUGUUAGCCUCCGUGGCUAAAAACAUCAACGCGGCCGGCCGGCCGGCCGCGUCUCGGCUCGUCUCACCUUUGCGCUUCCGCGGCGCGCGAUCCAGCCAUGUCCGUGUCCGUGAUCAUCAAGUGGGGGGGCCAAGAAUACGCCAUCACGUCGCUGUCCGAGGAGGACACCGUCAUGGACCUCAAGCAGUCCAUCAAGGCUCUGACCGGCGUGCUGCCCGAGAGGCAGAAGCUGCUCGGGCUCAAGGUCAAAGGAAAGGCGGCGGAGGACCAGGUGAAGCUGGGCUCCCUCAAGCUCAAGCCCAACACCAAGAUCAUGAUGAUGGGCACCAGGGAGGAGGGCCUGGAGGAGGUCUUGGCCCCUCGGCCCGAGAAUGACGACGUGGUCAACGACUUUGACAUCGAGGAGGAGGUCAUCGAAGUGGAGAACAGGGAGGAGAACCUGGCCAAGAUCGCUCGCCGCGUCAAAGACUACAAGGUGGAGGAGAUGAACUCCCCCAGGGAAGGCAAGAGACUUCUGGUGCUGGACGUGGACUACACUUUGUUUGACCACAAGUCGUGCGCGGAGAGCGGCCAGGAGCUGAUGAGGCCGUACCUGCACGAGUUCCUGACGUCGGCCUACGCCGAUUACGACAUCGUCAUCUGGUCCGCCACCAGCAUGAAGUGGAUCGAGGCCAAAAUGAAGGAGCUGGGGGUGACCGACAACCCCAACUACAAGAUCGCCUUCAUGCUGGACAGCGCCGCCAUGAUCACUGUGCACACGCCCAAAAGGGGCGUGGUCGAGGUGAAGCCGCUGGGUGUGAUCUGGGGCAAGUACGAGCGCUUCUACAGCCGCAAGAACACCAUCAUGUUGGACGACAUCGGCCGCAACUUCCUGAUGAACCCGCAGAACGGGCUCAAGAUCCGGCCCUUCAUGAAGGCGCACCUGAACCGCGAGAAGGACCGCGAGCUCCAGAAGCUGAGCGAGUACUUGAAGGAGAUCGCCACGCUGGACGACUUCAGCGCCCUCAACCACAAACACUGGGAGAGGUACCUGUCCAAGAAGCAGCAACACUGACCACAAUGACGACGUCACAGCAGCACACUGGAAAAACAUUUCCUGCAGCUGAACUCCACCCCCCCUACCCCCUCCCCCCGCACACAUGCACAGUGUGUGUGUGUGUGUGUGUUUUGGCGCGCACCCCCACGUCCAGUCUCCCGAAAGGCAGCGCCGCAGUCAAGCGCCCCGGUGCUUCCAGCCACAACGAUGCGCACGCAGCCACGCAAACGCCACAAGAUGCAAGCAAGCCAAGCGACGACGACACACAAACGCAGCGGCGGCGCAACGCCUGAAAAAUGCAAACAGCGUGCGGCCACCAAACCCAGCCGCGACAGCAAAGUGUCGCGCGUCGUCACGGAAACAGCCGCAGGAAUGCCUGAGUACAUAUGACAUGAAUAAAAAUAAUCAGAAUAA